UCUCAGUUCAUAGUGAUGUUUCGCAUUGUUUUUAUUUUUAAUUUUUUCUUUAUCAUCAAUACAAUGAAAAAUAUAUUAUAAUUCGCUGAAUAAUUAAUUAAUCGUGAACAAUCUGUACAUAAAUUACUACAAUUAGUUUGAUUAUCGUUAUUGUUGGUAUUAAAUUAGUGUUAUGUAUACAAUUUAAAAAAAGUAUCAUUAAUAAUAGAAACACUAAUCAAACAAUCGCUAAUGGAUGGAUCAGUAUUGGUGUGGAACAAAGAUUCGCAUUUCAUGUCAAUGCUUUCAAUUUCUACAUAGUAUUUAUCGACUCAUUAGCAUUGGCUGACUUGAGAACUCACGUUCUAAUGUCAUCAAGAUAUAUAUCUACAUGUACAUAUAUGUACCAAGUUAUUGAAAAAAUUUAUUAAAGAAAUGUAUUGUUGAUAAUGUCGUUGAGUAAACAUCUAUCAAACGCGUACCAUCAGCUCAACUGACAGCAGGAUAUUCAAGUGAGAGUGAGAAGAAAAGGUUUCUGAAUGUAUAUAAGUUGGUUAAAACUGAAAUAAUCAAGGUGUUGAAAUAAGAAAACGUUGAAUAAAAAAACGUGAUUUUAAUCGAACAUUUGGACUUAAAAAGAUCCCACUAUGGGUGGGGCCGCUACGAUUCGAGCAGUUAUACCAAGUGAACACAAGUGAGAGACGUAGAGAGACGCAAAACGGUCCCUCUACUUCGUGUUUUCGUUCACAAGCAUUCACCAGAGAAACACAGCAAUCGUAGCCAUCAUUGCUCUACACAACGCGGGGGUGUUUGUCUCACUUUUCAGCAACAUGACGUCGCUCUGAACUUACUCAUCAAUUGGUUGCUGUUGGCCCUCGGCAGCAGCUGAAUCAGAGAAUUGAGUGAGAGGGCAACGUAAGACUCAACUAUAACAUCGGGGUUGUUACCACGACUCCAACGAUUAAGUGAGACAUACCGCAGCGAAUCAAGGGCCAUACAGACUAGCCCUGAUAUAUCUUAAGAAUAUAAGAGAGAAGUAGAGUCAGGAGAAAAUGAAUGGUCCGGGUAAUCAUCAACAUCGGGGCUUAAGUAUGCAGGGCCGAUAUAGGAACGUUGUCGGGGGAGGCUCAGCAUCAGGGCCGUUGGCUCGUUCUGCACCGACCCACAGCCGUUCCAGCUGGCAUUCACUCAAUCAGCAUUCCCAACACAACCAGCUUAACUCACAGUACAAGGAGUACCCCUAUCGUCAAGGAUCGUCAGCACGAUAUCACAAUGGGGAUUGUCCUGGGGUUAGUACGUCCUCGGCUCCUACGGGUAAGGAGGUUUCCUAUCACAGUACUCCAGGCGGGGCCAAUGUAGGAUACAAAGCAAGUUCUCAGCAGCACAAUCUAUCGUCACGUGGACCUGCACAACCUACACCCCCAACUGCAUCGAUACAGCCACCUUCUUCUCACUUUAGUCAGGAUCAAGGUGGUCAUCAGCCAAAUUCACCUCCACUUAGGAUCAAUAUUUGUGGUCAAGAAAAUACCAUGAGAGGGCCUUUGAUGAAUUUAAGUCCCAACUUAAAUGGCAAUGGAGUGGACAUAGAAUAUAGACGCUCAUCUCAAGCCACUAAUCAACUUGCUCAUAGUCCUGUCCAAUUGCAAACAUCACCGGCAUAUUAUAGACAAAGUAAUCAAGAUGAUGGAAGAAAAAGUGAAUCACCUUCGAGAAAACGACGAAGGAUAUCUCGAAAUGGUUCUGUGCCUGGUUUGGAAGUUCCUGAGCCGACGUCAUCAGUUCAAACACCGCCAUUACAUACAAAUCAAGCACCAUGGGAGCUAACUCAAGUGCCACAAAGGCGAUCGCCACGUAAUCAUAUGAGUACUCGUGGUAGUCCGCCAAUCAGAAAUCGUUAUCCUCGUUAUACUGAUUCAUUUACUCUUUCGUAUCCAUUUAUACCUGGAAUGCAUAAUUCUCAUCCAACAAUCCAUAAUUCUCAUCACUCAAUCCAUGGUGGACACCACAAUAUUCACAACUCCCAUCAUAAUAUUCAUAAUUCUCAUCAUAGUAUCCACAAUUCUCAUCACAACAUUCAUAAUGGACACCAAAAUCAUUCUCAUCAUCCUGUUGGUACUGGACAUCAUCCUACUCAAGGAUCUAACGGUCCUGUUGUUGUUGAAGUCGGCCAAGUUGGUGUAUCAGGUUUAGGAGUUACUGUCAGUGGUGAACCACUUUGGCAUCCGCAAGCUACUGGCUAUCGUAUUCCAUGCCAACUUCAUGGAAUUUAUGCUCCAACUGGUGCUCAUGCAUUUGCUCACUCCUGUCAGGUGACGCAUCAUCAUCAUCAUGGGCAUUAUCCACCCGGACAUCCAGGACACCCUGGACAUAGUUUAAUUAAUACAACACCAAGAGGAUAUCCAACACCACCAGGUGGACCCGUUGCUGCUCUUCAUCCACAUCCUCAUCCUCAUCCACCACCUCCACCUGUUCAUACUACUCAUUAUCCAGCUCACCACCAAUUAUCUCAACAGCGAGAGGUAGAAUUAGAAUUAAUAGACGGACCUCACCUCCAUCAUCGAGUGGGCAAUGGUGGUCCACCACUUGCUCUACCACACUCAUACUCACCUCCAGCUCUUGCUCAAGUACCAACACCACCACCACUAUUUUUAUCUGAAACACGCAAUAAUCAACUAGAACUUCUUCAGUCACGAUCUCGACGUGCUGCAUCUAAUGUACGACGUCAACGAGCAAAUAGAUGGCGAGGAACACCACCUCUACCUCCUACCGGCUAUCCUGGACUUUUAUUACAUUUCUUAGCAAUGUUUAGCAAUCCACCAUUAUCACCGUAUAGUCAAGCGGAGUUAUCUUCACCCGAAUCUGCUGAAACAGAAAAUUACGAAGCAUUACUAUCGCUUGCUGAAAGAUUAGGUGAAGCUAAGCCUCGGGGAUUAACACGGGCCGAGGUGGAGCAGUUACCUUCGUACAAAUUCAACCCUGAUACACAUCAAGGAGAUCAAACAAAUUGCGUUGUUUGUAUGUGCGAUUUUGAACAGCCACAAUCAUUGAGAGUAUUGCCUUGUUCACACGAAUUCCACGCGAAAUGUAUUGAUAAAUGGUUAAAAUCAAAUAGAACUUGCCCAAUUUGUCGUGGAGAUGCAGGGGAUUACUUCGGUAAUAGUGGCACAACUAAUGAUUGACCUAGGAUUCUAAAUAUUCUUUAACGCUAGCAAUCAUCGAGAUUACGGGUGCCUAUUUUCCUGCUCUUGGUAUGUGCUAAUUCAUGCGGUUUAUCGAUCACCAUCACAUCAUUCCUCCGUCCGUUUUCAAUCGUAAAACGUCGAUUAUAUUUGAAAAAUUCAUCACCUUUGUUUAAUCUCGUUUUGCAUUUUUCCAUUACUAGAAACAAAUUUAACAAAUAAUUUCUUUAAAAAGUAUGUUAUGAUAUUUAGUUGAAUUGAAUUACAAAAAGAAAAAAAAAUGGUUAAUUGAUUUUAGUUGUUUGUUAUUUAGGAAAAAAAUUUUUUUAGUUAGGAAUAAUAAUAAAUUGGUAGUUGGAAUUAUUUUAUAAAAUUCAGCUUUCAAGAACCCUGAAAAGCCCAUUUUAUUUUUUCCACUUGUCAUUUGUACAUAAAUAUCUACGUUCAUAUGAUAAAUACAGGUAAUACUACCAAAUAGGAUUGUAUGUUUGUGAAUAUGUGAAUUAAUUGAAUGAAUGUAUAUAUGAAUAUCAUUUAUAGCUGUGAAUUUUCCUCAGCAUUAGUAUUUCAAUAAUUUGCUUUGUAAACUGGAUAACAUUAAUAAUACAAUACGUAUUAUGAAUUUUAUAUUAUUGACACUCUUAAUGAGAAUGCGUGACACCUUAGGCCAUCUAUUUUGAAGAAAAAAAA
Chelonus insularis is the source of this 3848-nucleotide messenger RNA. It is a transcript of the gene mura, whose product is annotated as murashka. The coding region runs from base 1032 to 3158 and encodes 708 amino acids. The record is from RefSeq and is a predicted model, not a curated record. Gene Ontology annotation, biological process: protein ubiquitination. NCBI's taxonomy places the organism in Eukaryota, Metazoa, Arthropoda, Insecta, Hymenoptera, Braconidae. The transcript is spliced from 9 exons. Gene Ontology annotation, molecular function: ubiquitin protein ligase activity.